GCAUUCCCGGCCCGCCCGGGUGACUCACUGAGGCAGGAAACUCCCAGCGCCCGCCGGGACCCCCGAGCCGCCGCCGCCGCCGCGGACGCAGCGCAGGAUGGCGGCCCAGGUGACGCUGGAGGAUGCGCUGUCCAAUGUGGACCUCCUGGAGGAGCUGCCUCUGCCCGACCAGCAGCCCUGCAUCGAGCCCCCGCCAUCCUCGCUGCUCUACCAGCCGAAUUUCAACACUAACUUUGAAGACAGGAAUGCGUUUGUCACCGGCAUCGCAAGAUACAUUGAACAAGCCACUGUCCACUCUAGCAUGAACGAGAUGCUGGAGGAAGGCCAAGAGUACGCCGUCAUGUUGUACACCUGGAGAAGCUGCUCCCGGGCCAUCCCCCAGGUGAAAUGUAAUGAGCAGCCUAACAGAGUGGAAAUCUAUGAGAAAACUGUGGAGGUCCUGGAGCCUGAGGUCACCAAACUGAUGAACUUCAUGUACUUCCAGAGAAACGCCAUCGAGCGUUUCUGCGGGGAGGUGAGGCGCUUGUGCCACGCCGAGAGGAGGAAGGACUUCGUGUCCGAAGCCUACCUGAUCACGCUGGGCAAGUUCAUCAACAUGUUCGCCGUGCUGGACGAGCUGAAGAACAUGAAGUGCAGCGUGAAGAACGACCACUCGGCCUACAAGAGGGCUGCUCAGUUUUUACGUAAAAUGGCAGAUCCACAGUCCAUCCAGGAGUCUCAGAAUCUAUCCAUGUUCCUGGCAAACCACAACAAGAUCACGCAAUCUCUCCAGCAGCAGCUCGAAGUCAUUUCUGGCUACGAAGAGCUCUUGGCAGACAUCGUGAAUCUGUGCGUGGAUUACUACGAGAACAGGAUGUACUUGACGCCCAGCGAGAAACACAUGCUUCUCAAAGUCAUGGGGUUUGGUCUGUACUUGAUGGAUGGAAGUGUCAGUAACAUCUAUAAACUAGAUGCCAAGAAAAGAAUUAACUUGUCCAAAAUUGACAAGUACUUCAAGCAGCUCCAGGUGGUUCCGCUGUUCGGGGAUAUGCAGAUAGAACUGGCAAGAUACAUCAAGACCAGCGCCCACUACGAGGAGAACAAAUCCCGGUGGACCUGCACGUCUUCCAGCAGCAGCCCGCAGUACAACAUCUGCGAGCAGAUGAUCCAGAUCCGCGAGGACCACAUGCGCUUCAUCUCGGAGCUGGCGCGCUACAGCAACAGCGAGGUAGUCACAGGGUCAGGCCGUCAGGAGGCCCAGAAGACAGACGCCGAGUACCGGAAGCUCUUCGAUCUGGCUCUGCAAGGCCUGCAGCUGCUGUCGCAGUGGAGUGCACACGUGAUGGAAGUGUACUCGUGGAAACUUGUGCACCCAACCGACAAGUACUCCAACAAGGACUGUCCAGACAACGCCGAGGAGUAUGAGCGUGCCACACGCUACAACUACACCAGCGAGGAGAAGUUUGCCCUGGUGGAGGUGAUUGCCAUGAUCAAGGGCCUGCAGGUGCUGAUGGGCAGGAUGGAGAGCGUGUUCAACCACGCCAUCCGGCACACGGUCUACGCAGCGCUGCAGGACUUCUCCCAGGUGACGCUGCGGGAGCCGCUGCGGCAGGCCAUCAAGAAGAAGAAGAAUGUCAUCCAGAGUGUCCUGCAGGCCAUCAGGAAGACGGUGUGUGACUGGGAGACAGGGCACGAGCCCUUCAACGACCCAGCUCUGCGGGGCGAGAAGGACCCCAAGAGUGGCUUUGACAUCAAAGUGCCACGGCGCGCCGUGGGACCCUCCAGCACGCAGCUUUACAUGGUGAGAACCAUGCUAGAGUCCCUCAUUGCAGACAAAAGUGGUUCCAAGAAAACCCUGAGAAGUAGCCUUGAGGGGCCCACCAUAUUGGACAUAGAAAAAUUUCAUCGCGAGUCCUUCUUCUACACUCACUUGAUAAAUUUCAGUGAAACACUGCAGCAGUGCUGUGACCUCUCCCAGCUGUGGUUCCGAGAGUUCUUCCUGGAGCUGACCAUGGGCAGGAGGAUCCAGUUCCCCAUUGAGAUGUCCAUGCCCUGGAUCCUCACCGACCACAUCCUGGAGACCAAGGAGGCGUCCAUGAUGGAGUACGUCCUCUACUCCCUGGACCUGUACAACGACAGUGCCCACUACGCGCUCACCAGGUUCAACAAGCAGUUUCUCUACGACGAAAUCGAGGCAGAGGUGAAUCUAUGUUUUGACCAAUUUGUUUACAAGCUGGCUGACCAGAUAUUUGCAUAUUAUAAGGUUAUGGCAGGAAGUUUACUUCUCGAUAAACGGUUACGAUCGGAAUGCAAGAACCAGGGCGCCACGAUCCACCUCCCGCCGUCCAACCGCUAUGAGACACUGCUGAAACAGAGGCACGUGCAGCUCCUGGGCAGGUCGAUAGACCUCAAUCGUCUGAUUACUCAGCGUGUCUCUGCAGCCAUGUAUAAGUCUCUGGAGCUGGCAAUUGGGCGAUUUGAAAGUGAAGACUUAACAUCAAUAGUUGAGUUGGAUGGCCUCUUGGAAAUCAACCGAAUGACCCACAAGUUGCUGAGCAGGUACCUGACACUGGACAGUUUUGACGCUAUGUUCCGGGAGGCCAACCACAACGUGUCUGCUCCCUAUGGGAGAAUCACCCUCCACGUCUUCUGGGAGCUCAACUACGACUUCCUGCCCAACUACUGCUACAACGGCUCCACCAACCGGUUUGUUCGGACAGUAUUACCAUUUUCUCAGGAGUUUCAAAGAGACAAACAGCCAAAUGCACAACCCCAGUAUUUGCAUGGGUCCAAGGCUUUGAACCUGGCCUACUCCAGCAUUUAUGGCAGCUACAGGAACUUCGUGGGGCCUCCACACUUUCAGGUCAUCUGCCGGCUGCUCGGCUACCAAGGCAUCGCUGUGGUCAUGGAGGAGCUGCUGAAGGUUGUCAAGAGCCUGCUUCAAGGCACGAUCCUGCAGUACGUGAAGACACUGAUGGAGGUGAUGCCCAAGAUCUGCCGCCUGCCCCGGCAUGAAUACGGCUCUCCUGGCAUCCUGGAGUUUUUCCACCACCAGCUGAAGGACAUUGUAGAGUAUGCAGAACUGAAGACUGUGUGCUUCCAGAACCUGCGGGAGGUGGGCAAUGCUGUCCUCUUCUGCCUGCUCAUUGAACAGAGCCUGUCUUUAGAAGAAGUAUGUGACCUGUUACAUGCAGCCCCUUUCCAGAACAUCUUACCACGUGUCCACGUGAAAGAGGGGGAGAGACUUGAUGCCAAAAUGAAAAGACUGGAAUCCAAGUAUGCCCCACUGCAUCUUGUCCCACUGAUUGAAAGGCUGGGGACUCCUCAGCAAAUUGCAAUUGCAAGAGAGGGCGACCUGCUGACCAAGGAACGGCUCUGCUGUGGCCUGUCUAUGUUUGAGGUCAUCCUGACACGGAUUCGAACCUUUCUAGAUGACCCUAUCUGGCGUGGGCCUUUGCCUAGCAAUGGAGUCAUGCAUGUGGAUGAGUGUGUGGAGUUUCACAGGCUGUGGAGCGCCAUGCAGUUUGUCUACUGCAUUCCAGUGGGGACGCAUGAGUUUACUGUUGAGCAGUGUUUCGGUGAUGGACUCCACUGGGCUGGUUGUAUGAUCAUUGUACUUCUCGGGCAACAGCGGCGCUUUGCUGUGCUGGAUUUUUGCUAUCAUCUACUUAAAGUCCAGAAACAUGAUGGCAAAGAUGAGAUCAUAAAAAACGUGCCUUUGAAGAAGAUGGUGGAAAGAAUUCGCAAGUUCCAGAUUCUUAAUGAUGAGAUCAUCACUAUCCUGGACAAGUACUUGAAGUCAGGUGAUGGAGAGAGCACGCCCGUGGAGCACGUGCGCUGCUUCCAGCCGCCCAUCCACCAGUCUCUAGCCAGCAGCUGAGGGCACACUGGGCUCUGCCGCCCACAGCAAUUAAUAACUCUAGGCAUGUUUUUCUUUCCAUAAACUAUUUAGUGAGAUUUUUAGGGACUAUUUUUCAGUAUCUGUUCUUGUUAAAGAGGGUGCUUUUUGAUCUAAAGGCUUAAUUUUAUAAAAUUGACUUAUUUUUCUAGACUAAAAUUGUAUAUGCUUUUGGUAAUUAUGAAGUCUGAGAAUAUUGGCUGCUGAAGGUUCCCAUCAUAUUGUUACAAGAUAUUUCCAGUUUUUCUAUGGAAUGUUCCAGCGCUAGCUAUGUCAAAAUGUUGCUGAGUUCAUUCAUUUAUCCCUUAAGUUACUUAUUACCAGCUAAUUGUAUUAAAAUCCCUUACCAUUAAACUUAAUCAUUAACAGUUUAGCUUUGUUGAGGGAUUAUGGACAAUCUCUUUUUUAAGUCACUGUUCCCUUUCCUGUCUUGUGCCAGUAUACUUCAAUUCAAAUCUCAUUGUGACAAAAUCCAAUUUGUAGGGAUAUGAUUUAAAGGUUAUAGAAAUAAAACUAAUGAAACCUA
Molecule: messenger RNA, 4403 nt
Organism: Lepus europaeus (European hare)
Lineage: Eukaryota; Metazoa; Chordata; Mammalia; Lagomorpha; Leporidae
Gene: CYFIP1
Product: cytoplasmic FMR1 interacting protein 1
Exons: 31
Coding region: 98-3859 (1253 amino acids)
Biological process (GO): modification of synaptic structure; axon guidance; cell morphogenesis
Cellular component (GO): synapse; neuron projection; SCAR complex
Molecular function (GO): small GTPase binding; RNA 7-methylguanosine cap binding
Source: RefSeq, a predicted model, not a curated record